Molecule: messenger RNA, 2589 nt
Organism: Diaporthe citri
Lineage: Eukaryota; Fungi; Ascomycota; Sordariomycetes; Diaporthales; Diaporthaceae
Exons: 1
Coding region: 1-2589 (862 amino acids)
Source: RefSeq, a predicted model, not a curated record
AUGGCUUCUUCAGAAAUCCUUUCCCAGACUCUCCUGUCCAUCACCAACACCAAGCUCGCUCAGCUUGACAAGCAGAAAGAUGCCUACAACAGCAGAAAGCGGGUCCUCAUCGACAGUGCCAAUGCCCACACAGAUAGCAACAAGCGUGCCCGUGAGCUCGUUGAGGGGUUCAAAGACCUACCAAGCAUGACAUCCUCGACCCUAAACCCCUCAAUGUCCCUGGAGAAUCUCAACCGUUUCAUCCAGCAGGCGGAACACGACCCAGCUGUCACCGACGCCUUCAUCCAAGAGUACGAGUCUCUGGUCCGCAACGAACUGCAAGUCCAAUCCAACCGGUACGAAUUCGCUUCACUGUACGGCAAGCUCGUCAAUGAGUGGAUAUCGGCGGGCAACGAUCAGGAGCAGGACCCCAAGGCUGCCUCCGUGUCCGUCGGCCGCGACGAAGCCCGAGUUCAGCGGGCGACAUGGGAAGAAUAUGUAUUCGCCCCCAAGGCCACCGACAAGGAUGCAAUAAAGGCGUAUUUGAGUACUGUCUUCGAGGCCGAAGACGAUGUCAAGGAUCAGAUCGGCGAGUUGAGGAAGGAACUCAAGCGAUUCCAGGACAACUGGUCGGCCAACCCCCAUUUCGAUGUCGACAGCCUCACUGCCACGAUCAACGGCAUGCUUCGCAGUGAUAUCUUGACGGAUGUGAAGAGAGCAACUCUGAAAGACUUUGUGGGGAAUGAUACUGUCCUGUCAGAGAUUGCCGACGUCUUGAACAUGCGCAUGGCCACCAGCAAGACUUGGUCGUGGGAGAGCGACUUGGUGAUCGAUCAGCGGCGGCAGCUCAACGGACGCUACCGGUUCUAUCCCGACGAGGAUCUCCUCCAAUCCAUUUUCCUCCACUACAUCGGCAUGCGCUGGGCUGUUGAAUUGCACAGCAAAUUCCGGGAACUCCUCAACGCGUGGAAGCCGAGCCUUGACCCCAUCAGCAGCCAAGUCAAGCGGCGCCUGCACUUCUUCCUGGACAUAACAGACGAACUUGAUGGCGGGGCGAUGCCGGGAACCAUGGGGGCAAUAAAGCGAGCCCAUUUCGAGGAUGAAGUAUUCCUCGAUCAGCUGCCAAAGUCCUUUGAGGAGCAGCGGGGAGCCUAUGGGUCCAAGGACGACGCUGAGACUGGAGAUACGAGGAAGAGCCACAUCGACGUUGUCCAGCACCUACUCCGUAUGAUCGAGGCAGACAUCCUUUUGCAGAACCAAUUCGAAAGGGACGUCACAGUCAUUCGUUCAGACUUCAAAUGGUUCGGCCCCAGCAUUCCCCAUUCUUCUAUCUCCGCUGUUCUCGAGUUCUUCGGCGUUGGUGCGGACUGGAUCGAGUUCUUCAUGAAGGUUCUCGAGGCUCCCUUGAGGUUCAAGCAAGACCCAGAAGAUGCUCCCAGUCGGAUUCGCAGACGGGGAACCCCUCUGAGCACUCCACUCGCGGAUGUGUUCGGCGAGUCGCUGCUGUUCUGCGUCGAUUUCGCGGUCAAUCAGAAGGCCAAUGGGACUCGUCUGUACAGAUUGCAUGACGACAUGUGGCUCUGGGGAAAUACCAAGGCUUGCGUGAAGGGCUGGGAGGUCUUGGGGGAGUGUGCGAGUGUUCUCGGCCUUGACUUCAACUUCGAAAAGACAGGAUCAGCUCUGAUUGUGGCCAUGGAAAGUGAUUUAGACUCUGAUCUCGGCACAGGUCUGCCAAAGGGCGAUGUCACUUGGGGAUUUUUGAAGCUCGAUCGACAUACCGGGCGUUUCGUCAUCGACCAAGGCGAAGUCGACAAGCAUAUCGAGGAACUCCGAGUCCAGCUGGAUGCUUGCAAGACUGUUUUCAACUGGAUCCAGGCUUGGAAUACGUACGGUGCACGGUUCUUCUCCAACUUCUUCGGCAAGCCCGCGAACUGUUCUGGCCGGCAACACAUCGACAGCAUGCUGGGAACCUUUCAGCGCAUCCAGCAGCAACUGUUCCCAGAUACCCCUGGCGGCGUCGGUGCAUACUUGAAGCAGAUGAUCGCAGAGCGCUUCGACAUCCCGUUGUCAGACAUUCCGGACGGCUACAUUUACUUUCCCGCUGAGUUUGGCGGCCUCGGCCUCAAGAACCCCUUCAUCGACCUCUGCCUCGUCCGGGACGCAGCGAAGGAAGAUCCGGAAGAGCUGGUCGAAUCCUUUUUCGAACAGGAGGCCAGGGACUACCGCAAGUUCAAGGCCAGGUUCGAGAACGGCACGAUGCGUUCGAGCAAGUCUAGGAGAUACAAUUUCCAAGACCUCGAGGACGAGCCUUUCAUGAGUCUUGAGGAGUUCCAGUCAUACCGUGAUUGGAUCGGUGAGUCACUGGGCUGCACUUUUCGGGUGUUGAUGCAGGAGCCCACGUCGAAGAGCCUAGCGCUGAAGGGUGCGGUCAAGGCGGUGCUCGAGCCAUACCAGUGGAGUGAAUUGUCCAGCUACGACCAGUGGGUCCUCCAGCUGUUCAGCAAGGACAUGAUCGCUCGCUUCGGUGGUCUGAAUGUGGUCGAGAAGGGGCUUCUCCCGAUGGGUUUGUUGGACAUGCUCCGCCAGAGUAAGUUCCAGUGGGUUGGCUGA